This is a messenger RNA of Thamnophis sirtalis, 2520 nucleotides long. Lineage: Eukaryota; Metazoa; Chordata; Lepidosauria; Squamata; Natricidae. The record is from RefSeq and is a predicted model, not a curated record.
AUGUUCAGCUUUCUGGAUUCAAGGACUCUGGUGCUCCUAGCAGCUAUUCAAGUAAUUUUAUUAGAAGUUGUCAAUUGUCAGAAUGAGGAUAAAGAGGAGGCAGGCAGCUGUGUACAGGAUGGGCAGAGAUAUAGUGAUAAAGAUGUGUGGAAACCCGAACCGUGCCAGAUCUGUGUUUGUGACACUGGCACUGUCCUCUGCGACGAUAUUCUCUGCGAAGAAAUGAGAGACUGUCCCAGGCCUGAGAUACCCUUCGGAGAAUGUUGCCCUAUAUGUCCUACUGAUCAGCCCACCGCCAGUGGGCAACCUGGUCCCAAGGGUCAAAAGGGAGAACCUGGUGAUAUCAAGAAUGUUGUAGGACCAAAAGGCCCUCCUGGAGCACAGGGACCUUCAGGUGAACCAGGACCAAGGGGAGAACGUGGAGAUAAAGGAGAAAGGGGUGCAAUGGGUCCCCGUGGGCCACCUGGGUUACCCGGAAAACCAGGAGAAGAUGGUGAAGCAGGCAAACCAGGCAAAUCAGGAGAGCGAGGAUUACCUGGACCUCAGGGUGCUCGAGGUUUCCCUGGCACCCCAGGCCUUCCUGGUGUCAAAGGUCACAGAGGAUAUCCUGGUUUAGAUGGCUCUAAAGGAGAAGCUGGAGCUCCAGGUGCUAAGGGUGAAGCUGGAUCUUCUGGGGAGAAUGGUUCUCCUGGUCCUAUGUUGCAAUUCAGUGAUGGUAUAGAGGGCGUCCACACAUCUACCAUGGCCAGUGCGAAUUCAGUCCAGUGUUGGGUCCUCGUGGCCUUCCAGGUGAAAGAGGACGUCCUGGCCCAUCUGGUGCUGCUGGACCUGUUGGCCCUUCUGGUGGACCAGGGUUUCCAGGAGCUCCAGGGGCAAAGGGUGAAGCUGGUCCCACUGGCGCUCGUGGCCCUGAGGGUGCCCAAGGCUCUCGAGGUGAAUCUGGAUCCCCUGGUUCUCCGGGACCUGCAGGACCUCCAGGCAACCCUGGAAGUGACGGGAUCCCUGGUGCCAAAGGAUCAGCCGGAGGUCCUGGCAUUGCUGGUGCUCCUGGUUUCCCUGGCCCACGUGGGCCACCUGGGCCACAAGGUGCAACAGGACCUUUGGGCCCCAAAGGUCAGGCGGGAGAGCCCGGAAUUGCAGGCUUCAAAGGUGAACAAGGCCCCAAGGGUGAACCUGGCCCUGGGGGACCACAAGGAGCCCCUGGGCCAGCCGGCGAAGAAGGGAAGAGAGGAGGACGUGGUGAACCAGGAGCUGCAGGACCAAUUGGACCACCUGGAGAGAGGGGUGCUCCCGGAGAACGUGGCCCCCCUGGCCUUGGGGGACUCAAAGGUACCCCUGGAGAUCCUGGAAGGCCUGGAGAACCUGGCCUGCCUGGCGCCCGGCUCAAAUAUGCUAAGCCAGUUUUGUGGCAUCCAUAAUUCUCAGAGCUUCCAGAUUACGUUUUAUGUCCAUAAAAGUCCUUUUUUGAAUGAUCUUGACUCAGAAAACCUCUACAGGUUUAAAUUUGUAGAUCUGCCCCAUUUUCAGUGCCAGGUGGUCUCACUGGUCGCCCUGGGGAUGCUGGUGCUCAAGGCAAAGUUGGCCCAUCUGGUGUUCCGGGUGAAGAUGGACGGCCUGGCCCACCUGGUCCUCAAGGUGCUCGUGGUCAGCCUGGUGUCAUGGGUUUCCCAGGCCCCAAAGGUGCUAAUGGUGAAAGCGGUAAAGCUGGCGAGAAAGGGUUACCUGGUGCUCCUGGAUUACGAGGUCUUCCUGGCAAAGAUGGCUUACAGUGUUGUUGUUGUUGUUUCUGAUGAUGAUGAUGAUAUUUGCAGGGGGCUGUUGGAGAGAGAGGUGAACAAGGUGCCCCUGGACCAUCUGGAUUCCAAGGACUUCCAGGACCCCCAGGCGCUCCAGGUGAAAGUGGAAAAGCAGGUGACCAAGGUGUUCCUGGAGAAGCUGGUGCUCCUGGUCUUGUUGGUCCCAGAGGUGAACGUGGCUUCCCAGGAGAACGCGGACCUGCAGGUGCCCAAGGUUUGGGUGGUGCUAGAGGGCUUCCCGGAACCCCUGGUACUGAUGGACCCAAGGGUGCAGCUGGCCCUGCUGGGCCUCCUGGAGCCCAAGGCCCCCCAGGCCUGCAGGGAAUGCCUGGUGAGAGAGGAGCUGGAGGUAUUCCUGGACCAAAGGGAGACAGGGGUGAUGCUGGUGAGAAAGGCCCAGAAGGUGCUCCUGGCAAAGAUGGCAGCCGAGGUGAAUCAGGUCCUCCUGGCCCAAGUGGAGCUGCUGGUACUCGGGGUGCCCCUGGUGAGCGUGGAGAAACCGGACCCCCUGGCCCCGCUGGGUUUGCUGGUCCCCCUGGUGCUGAUGGCCAGCCUGGUGCUAAAGGCGAGCAAGGUGGAUCUGGCCAGAAAGGAGAUGCUGGGUCCCCUGGUCCACAAGGGCCAUCUGGUGCUCCUGGUCCACAGUUUUUGGCAUGCCGUGGACCAGGACAUGUUGACCUGGGCAGAUGGACCAUGCUUCAAAGUUCAGGUCCAGAUCUAUUGA